Molecule: messenger RNA, 339 nt
Organism: Cylicocyclus nassatus
Lineage: Eukaryota; Metazoa; Nematoda; Chromadorea; Rhabditida; Strongylidae
Source: the annotation of a GenBank genome assembly
AUGCAGCUUAAGAUCAAGGCAGGAGUGAAUGAGGACGGCUCGGUUAAGUAUCAGUCCCGCAGCAUUUCAGGCAUCAACCCGGAACUCACUGACACCGAGUUUUCCGAUGUGGCGGAUGCCCUUGUUACCCUGAUGGCGGAGCCAUGCCACGGCGACAGCAGAAUCAAGACCAGUAUCAAUGUUGCGAUUGCUGGUCCUAAGACCGACCUGAAGAAGGCUGAUGUCGAGGCUGUGGCAAAUACCCUUAUCACCCUGAAGGCCUUCAACGGCAUCAAGGGCGAGUUUGACACAUUCAAGGGUGCCCAGUACAAGGAAACCGUUGUUGACAAGAUAGCGUAA